Molecule: messenger RNA, 1855 nt
Organism: Porites evermanni
Lineage: Eukaryota; Metazoa; Cnidaria; Anthozoa; Scleractinia; Poritidae
Source: the annotation of a GenBank genome assembly
AACGAGAAAAAGGCAAUACUCACCAGUUUACAGCCCAGUACAAAUUACACGAUCUGGGUGGUUGCCUCAGCUGGAAAUAAGCCAGGAGAAAUGUCUAAUACAACAACCAUCACCACCUGUACGUUUUGUUAAAACAUGUAACUCUUAGCCUACGCCACAGACGAAACUAAACUCUGGUGAAAGCCGUCUGCAAAACAGCUAGGAAAUCCUUGUUUUAGGCCCCAACCUGUGUACCAGGAUUUGAGUACACACCAUGAUUGGCCUUUUAAAAAAGCCAUUGUCAGUUUGCCAAUCAGGUUGAAAGGGAAUUCGAAGUGCACUUCCGGUAAUUCGUUGAGUCCGUUAGGGGCCCCAGAACAAGGAUUUCGGCACUAUUUCGCAGACGUUACUUACCGAGGUUAAAUUACGUCUGCGACGUAAGCUAGGUAACUCUUUGCCUCACGCCUUUUCAACUAAACAUACCUUUUGACAUCCUCCACGACGUAGGGACGGAGUAACGAGUGAAGUGGUUGACCUAAGACUUUUCCUCGCCACUUAGUACUCUGCACAGGAUUAAAUUCCUGCAAACAGGGACCCGGUGCCUACCUUGUACUCGGGCACCUGGCACCGUGCCCGACUGCCUCCACCUCAGGCGCUUCUUUUUUCGCACAGAGAUGAGCGUAAAACGCGAGUGUUACGCAAAUGACUGGUGACGAAGCGCAAGGGACAAUGGGAAGGAGAAAGAAAGAAUUCUCGCACGUUUUCUCCUUCCCGCCUUCUUUUGCGCGCAAAAAUUCAUCGAAAGAGUACUAGUUCUGGUUGCGAGGCAGGAAUUCUUGGGUGGGUACUUGAAAAACGGCCGUUUUUUCACAGUAAUGUCCAACGAGUUAAUUCCGUACUUAGGCACCCUGAGUGUGAACGCAAUGCCAGAUUCGAGCAGUGAUUUUGAACGAUAGUCGUCACUAUCAUUGCCAUAUUGCCCAAGUACGCCAUAAUAAAUUAAUGACGGUGCACAAUACCUCCGUCUGCUUUAACGGAUUUAUGCAUUUAUCUUAGAUGAGCACGAGUGUGUUUCAAGUCCCUGUCAUCAUAAUAGUCAGUGCAAACUAGUCGGUGACUCUUUCGAGUGUGUUUGUCCAGAGGGAUGGGAAGGAAAGGACUGUAAAAGUAAGUGAUGAUAAAAUUCCAUUAAAAGUUGAUGAUGAUUGUGAUGAUAAUGAUGAUGAUGAUGAUUAUGAUGAUAAUGAUGUUGAUGAUGAUGAUUAUGAUUAUGUUGAUGAUGAUGACGAUGUCGUUAUUGUUGAUGAUGAUGAUGUUGAUGAUGAUGAUGAUGAUGAUAAUGUUAUAAUGUUAGUAUUUGUUAUCUGAGAAAUUUCAAUUUGAUUAGUCUAUAGCAGUUGUAUUUCAGCCAGGCGCCUAUAUUUCAGCUCAAUUUGGAAUACUGCCACGUCGUGAAGUUAACAGGAAGCUUGUGUAAUAACGACAGCGACAAGGGUAAAAACAUCACCAAAAAUGUGAACAAUUGUAUCUUUGAAACUUCAUCGUGAUUAUUCCAACUCGCCCACUUGGCCUGCAAAAACUCCUGGAGUUGAAUUCCGUAUCCACGUCCAGAGACAGUGCAAUUUUACAUCGUAGUCAUGUAGAAACGGCAAAGCAAUGAACAAAAAGUGUGGUACACGGGCCGAGUUGCUAGAUCUUCUUCCUUUAGUAGUAUCUGCGCGCGACUUAAGUGUUGGUAUUGUUGUAUUAUUUUUCAGAGCCGAAGAAAUACUCAGUCUACCCUACAAGCUGUCUGAAUUUUGAUGGAUAUAUCUCCUUUGAGAGCAACCUAACUUUGUUUUCCUGUUUUGAGAGGUGCAACAAGGAUUCCAGGUAA